This is a messenger RNA of Culex pipiens pallens (northern house mosquito), 4746 nucleotides long. It is a transcript of the gene Tab2, whose product is annotated as TGF-beta-activated kinase 1 and MAP3K7-binding protein 2. NCBI's taxonomy places the organism in Eukaryota, Metazoa, Arthropoda, Insecta, Diptera, Culicidae. The record is from RefSeq and is a predicted model, not a curated record. The coding region runs from base 814 to 2835 and encodes 673 amino acids. The transcript has 4 exons.
CCAGUCUGUCAGUGGAAGUCGGUUCGUUUCGUCGUCGUUUUUGUUUGCUCCUCGUUCGAUUUGGAAAAAAAAAGUUGCAAAAUCAGUCAAAAAGUGGCUCUAAUUUUAGUCGAUUAAUCCGGAAUCCACCGGAGAACCCUCUCCGCUAGAGGUGACCGUUUGCGCAAUCCGCACUGUUAACCCGUCGUCGCGUUCGCGGUCGUUCCGGGGUUGUUCCACUUUCCCACACGAAGAAGUGUCCUUCGCAAAAGUGCGGGGGUGUCCUCGAGACACAGGCUCCCAUCGUCGUGCUGCGCAGAGUGCGUUAAUCCAAUCCGAGCGCAGCCAAGGUGGCUUAUCCGGGGGCUUAAUCCGCUCUAAUCGGAGUUGCCCUGUGGCGCCUGGCCAGGUUGGCGAAGGUUCUUUUAUCUCGAAAGGUGCAAAAAAAGGUGUCCCCAGUAUCACAGAAAUUGUGUGAGCAGAGGAAAAAAAAUAAGUCGAAAAAAUAAGCAAGUGUGCGAGCUGGUUGAGUGUUGGUGGUGGUUUAAGUCUGUUGGUGUGAGUGAGUGCGCGGAAGCCAAAAGAAAAAGAUACAAGGGCCAGUGUUGCCAGAAAAGUUUGUUUGGUGUGAAGAUCGUUUAAUGCGGAACAGCUGAUUGGAUUGGAGAAUUCUCGACAAAAUCCCUCUCGCCAAAUUCAUGAUACGAUCGUGAUAACAUAAAAGAUUCUGAUCGACAGGAAGAACAACGCGUCAGCGGAGAAUUCAACAGUUUUUCAAAAGGUUGAGGUUGCUUCCAUCGCGAACGGUCCCGGGCCUAACGAGGAUGGCCGAUUAUGGCGACUAAUCCUCCCAGGAAGCCGCCAGACCAUGACACCGUCACGACCACCGAGUUCAACCACGUCAGCAGCAGCGCAAGUAGCAGCUUACUGCUGAAGCAACGGCGCUCGACCUGUUCCUGUUCGAACAUUGCGAUUAUGCAACUGUUCCACGAGAUGAAGCAGAAGUUUCCUACCGUGCCGGACCACGUGGUGUCGGACCUGGUGACGGCCAACUGCCACAACCGGCCGGCCUGCAUCGACAGUCUGGAGAAGGCCGUGGCGGGGACGCCGGCCACGGCCCAAGCCUACCCGUCGCAGGUCAUUCACAACACGAGCCUGAAGAGGCGCAUCAACGAGCGGAAGUUGCGGUCGAUGGAGCACAGCUUCAGCGGGGGCAGCAGCGGCAGCAGUAGUCGCGAGAGCAGCGUUGACAAGACGAGUAGCGGCUGCGGGAGCAGAUUCCACAAUAACAACAAUGCAUCGUCGUCGUCGUCGCCGGCUGAAGUACCACGUGAUGGCAAUGUAAAUAACGCUGAUAACCAGCACCCUGCCUCAACGAUGACGACAUCGUCACCAGCCUUUGAUAACAACACAAACCCACCGCCCAAUCGUCCCAACACACUCGCGUUCAGCGGGCCGCGACCGACGCGAGUGGCACCACCAAUACCGCCCAUCAGUUCCACGAUAACCGCCAGUCCCGAGCUCGGCGAAACCGUCAACGUGCAGCUCAACGUAACCGUGUCCCCAGUCGCAAGCCGGAGUCCCCUCGGCCAACGCCACACCUCGGUCCUCCAGCUCCAGCCCGAAUCCCCGUACUCCCGCGAACUGGCCCAAGCCUCAACCACCUUCAACGCCGCCACCGGCCCGCUUCCACCCGGCGCCAACAGCCGGAGUUCAACCUCCGUCAACCUGACCCUCCGUCAGCCCAGCGAAACGCCCCAAUCCCCGAUCCACAUUCACGCCAGCCCGCUCAAGUACACGGCCAAGGGUUUCAACGCGCAGUCCGGCAUCCAGAGCAAGCUCGAGAUCACCUUCCGGGACGGGUUCGGCUCGAUCAGUGCGAUGCGAACGCACGUGCCGGGAUUCGAGCAGCAGCAGCAGCAGCAGCAGGGCGUUGCGGCAUUGGUGGCGGAUAAUCACCACUACCAGGAGCAGCAGAUGGCCGUGAACGCGGCCCAGCUGGAGAACGAUGGACUGGAGCGGGCGCAGCGGUACGAGAACUAUCUGACAGAGGUAGCCAUCACGCACCAGCUGGACCAGAAGAACCGACUGAGCGAGGAGGUGGACCGGUACCGGUACCAGCUCGAAUCAAUCCGGCGCGAGAUCCGCAUCCUGCAGCACCCGCUGUCCCGCUCCGACGCCGACCAGCUGGGCCGCGAGGUUCAACUGCUCGAAGAGGAGGUCGAUCUGAUGCAAAAGGAGGUCGACCAGCAGCAAGCCCAGCUCAGUAUAGAAGGGUCACCAUCGCAACCAACGGGACCGUACGUGAACCGUCCGCCCCGUCCACCGCGACCUCCGCCGCCCAAGUUCUCCAUCAGCCACCAACAACUACCUGCAGCUGCUGCGGUCGCGCCUGCGGACGGUCGAUACCAGGGCGGUCGCUCGAUAUCGGCCCCGGCGCUGCCGCACGACCCCCAACAGCAGCAGCCACAUCCUGCAAUCGCCGGAGAGCAAUGGACUUGCAGCCUUUGUACAUUCCAGAACCACGAACUCAUGACCCGUUGCGAAGUGUGUUCGUUGCCCAAAAUGCCCGGUAGACUAUCGUCCCACAGUUCGCUGCCUCCCUCGAGCUCAUCGUCGCCGCCGUCAUCUUCAUCAGCUGCCGUAGUCGCUGCUGCUGCACCUGCUUCGGCAUCACUGCUAGUCGCGGCUUCCGCUCCGGUGGCCACUGCCGUCGUGCUGCAAACGUCCGCCGCCGUCGGUUCUCCUUCCUCUUCUUCCUCCUCCUCGUCGUCGACGGCUUCGACCCCGCAAACGCAACCCGCUCCUCCGCCCAUCCAAAGUGCUCAGUUCCAAAAGUCGUCGAUCGAGUGUUGAAAAGAGAGGAAGAGGCAUCGAAGCGGGGGCAGGACGCGAUAACCACAAGCUUAAACGCAGAGUGUGCAAGAGUUGUGUGUGUGUGUGUGCGCGAUUUUGUAUUAAUCCACUGCUUUGGCGGAAAUCAGUUACCACGAAUCGACAGGAGAUUGAGGAUGUCCCCGUGCCGGCGUUGCUGUGACCCAAAUGUAGGACAUAGAUUUUUGGCAAACCUAUUUUUUUUAGCGAUUCCAUCCCAAUUUUUUUUUGGUUAACCACAAACAGGUUUUAAAAAGUGUUUUUGACGUGACUACUAAAACUAGGUUUUAUUUUUUAACUGUGAAAUGUGCGUGCAGUUUGCUUGUAAUGAGAUAAGAGUGAUUUUAUAAAGCUUGUGUGUGAUAACUAAAACUAUUCCUUAGGAUUACGUUUUUGCAUGAGGUAUUUAUGAUAAACAAGAAAAUAACUACACAAUUAGAGGGUGACGAGCGGGAAUUCCCGGGAAAAAUUUCCCGGGAAAUCGACCAUUUUUGGACCUCUCGAUUCCCGGGAAAUUUGGUCGAGAGUCCCGGGAAAUUUUAUACUUAUAAAUAUCAAAGCAAAAUUUUAUAAACUAAUCAGAAAAACAUUCGAAAAAUUCGAAAUGGUUUAAAACAUUGGAUGUUAACUUGUCGAAUGUUCCAAUAACUAUAAUUGAGAAGAGCCCAAAAAAUGUAAACCCUAAAAUUUACCUUAAAGCAUACUUAGCAGUUACAUCCCAGAAAUGAAUUAUAAAGCUUUUUAUUUGUAUUAGGGAAAACCCUUUGCAAAAAGUUCAAUUUCCAUAUCCUCUCUCCUGAUGUCAAUUAGUCAUAUGGUGUUUCGCAUCAACCUCAAUAUAUUUUGGAAGAAAAAUCUCUGGCAAUUUGUAAAGAUUGCCUUAAUCUUUGUUAAGGUUUGCCAAUUGAGAACAAUCAGGUUUUCCUAAUAAAUGUAAAUAUUUCUUCAAUGAAUAUUUUCAGUCAUGUAUUUGUUAUGUAUCAUAUUGCAGAAAUCCCGAUACUGGGAAAUAAUAUAUUUGUAAUUUUUUUACUUCACAAAAAUCUAAUAACAAGUUCAUGCAACAAGCUUGUGCAACUUUUGAAAAAUCACUCUGUGCGAAUUAAGAAUCGUAAACAUUUAAAACUACAAAAACUACUACAAGAGUCCCAAAAAACUCAGAACCCGAUCUUGUAUUUGCAGAUUCAGAAAAAAAUCUAAAGCUUGAAAUAGUUCCUUGAAAUAAUAAUACAAUUUAAAUAAAACGUUUCAUUUAAUAGGUAUGAAUGAAUUGUAACUGAAUUCAUUGAAAAGAAACAAAUUUAUGCACGGAGAAAAAAGAGUUCCCAAAAUCGUGAACAAGCGUUCAUGAAAAUAGGAACCACGAACAAAGUGUUCAAAUUUCAUGGUACGUUUUUCAAAAUCGUACCAUGGGAUUUGAACACUUUGUUCGAGGUUCCCAUUUUCAUGAACGCUUGUUCACGAUUUUGGGAACUCUUUUUUCUCCGUGUGACCUUUCCCUUUUAAAUUGUUAGCACUUUUGGCAUAAUAAAAAAAAAAAUCCCGGGUCCCGGGAAUUCCCGGGAAAUGUCCAAAUUCAACUCUCGAUUCCCGGGAAAUUCAAAAUCUCGAGAAUCGUCACCCUCUAAACACAAUACAAACCAACUAAGUUAAGCUCAUUACAACGAAAGACAGUGGGUUUACAAAGCAAAUCAAAUUAUGCUCAGGUAUGUAUUUUUAUCAUAAGGUCUUUUUUGCAAUUUAAAACACUAUGUUUUCAUCACCAACAUUGUUAUUUAAAUAAUUUAAAGCUGCUCAGUGUGAACAUAAAUUUCUGCAGUUAGACGCGGUUAAACAUCUUAGUUAUAAUUAUGAACAUAUAAAAAAUAUAUCAAUACUUUUAAAACAAAUAAA